Messenger RNA from Phyllopteryx taeniolatus (common seadragon), 3274 nucleotides. RefSeq names its product colony stimulating factor 1 receptor, b (gene csf1rb). Gene Ontology annotation, molecular function: ATP binding; macrophage colony-stimulating factor receptor activity. The record is from RefSeq and is a predicted model, not a curated record. The transcript has 19 exons. Bases 512 to 3274 code for a protein of 920 amino acids. Gene Ontology annotation, biological process: protein phosphorylation; multicellular organism development; osteoclast differentiation. Lineage: Eukaryota; Metazoa; Chordata; Actinopteri; Syngnathiformes; Syngnathidae. Gene Ontology annotation, cellular component: CSF1-CSF1R complex; signaling receptor complex.
GGUCUGACACUGUUUGAUAUCUGAGAUUGUUACCAGUCUGAGGCCAUUGGAGGACUGAGGCCAAAGAAGGUUUGAGACUGGUUAAGGUCAGAGAUUGUUGGACAUCCAGGCCAUUGAAGGUCUAAGACAUAUUAAGUUUCAGACUGUUGGUGGUCUGAGACCAUUGAAGGUCUAAGACUGUUGGACGUUUGAGGUCAUUGGCCGUCUGAGACUAUUGGAGGUCUGAAACUGUUUGAGGUCUGAGGUCAUUGUUUGUGGUCUGAGACUAUUGAAGGACUGAGGUUGUUUGCAGGUCUGAGGCCAUGGAAGGCUUGAGAUUGUAGGACGUCUGAGGCUGCCGGAGCCCUGACACCGUCGAAGGUCUCAGACUGUUGGACGUCUGAGACCCUGGAAGGAAGGGGCGAGGGCGCUUGGUGAGUUAGGCGGAGGGGCCGACGAGGUGGGCUGAGCCAGUGAGCGACUAACAGGAAGUUGAAGAGGUGCUUGAGUGUCAGUCAGUCUGAACACGGAGAUGAAGACGAUGAAGAUGAAGAUGGUGUUGCUUUUGUUCCUGCUGUCAAUCAUCUCAGCUGAAGAUUUUUCUCCUCCGUUCAUUCGUCUGAAUUCAGACCUGCUGCAGAACCGGUCCGAGGCGGUUUUGCCCGCCGGCUCCGCCUUCACCCUUAGUUGUCACGGCAACGCGUCGUUGCACUGGUCCAGAACGGCGUUCCGUUCUGCGUCGGAGGAGUGGCGCGGCGAGCUGAGGUUCCGGCCCGCCCGACCCCGACACACGGGAACGUACCGGUGCGCAUACACCAACCGCAGUCUGGAACACCUUCACGCCUCGGUGCACCUGUACAUCAAAGACCCGUUGGACCCAACCAGUGUCUUCGUCGCGCCUCACUUUACGCCCAGCGUCAGGGAGGGGGACGACUUCCUCUUCCGGUGUCUGCUGACCGACCCGUCCGUUACCAACCUAACCCUCCUACCGGAGGAGGACCGGGCCGGAGGGCGGGGCCGGGGUUUGCCCCCGGGCAUGAAUGUGAGCGCCGACCCUCGCCGAGGAGUCGUCAUACACAAAGUGGACAGGAGGUUCAACGGACGCUACGUCUGCGCCGCUUGGAACAACGAGACACGUGUCACGUCCAACACGCUACACCUCAUCGUCACGCCAAGACAGCGCCGUCCUCCUGAGGCGUCGGUGGAUCAGACAGAUUUUUUCCGGGUGGCGGGGGAAACCUUUGCGGUGACGUGUAUGACCGGUAACCCCUCCCUCAUCUACAGCGUCUCCUGGACGCACCCUGACGUAGAGGCUCCAAAUGUGACGCUGACCCGUCAUUAUACGAGCAACCGAUCUUCCAUGAACAGCACGCUGAUCGUUGCCUCUGUCAGCGGGAAGCACAGCGGACGCUACACGUGUACGGCGCGCAACGAGGCCGGCGACGCCACAGCCACGGCUCGGCUACGCGUCUUAGACGCUCCCUUCCUGACGGCCUGCCUGCAGCGCCAUACUAGCGCUCAAAGCAGCGCUAACGUGAGCGCAAGCGGCGUGGAGCCCAUUGGAGGGCUACAUGCUAAUGCUAGCGACUGGGAAGUGCUGGUUAACGUUAGCAUGGACACAAUGGAGGCUAACCGGGUUAGCAGCAGCAGCACGGCGGUGGACGUGCUCGAAGGUGGAGACGUUAUGUUGACCGUCGCCGUGGAAGCGUACCCGCCAAUCAGGAGCCUCGAAUGGACCACGCCGACAUCCGAGAACGACAGCGCGGCGCACACACAGAGCUACACGGCUAAUGGCUACAGGUCCCAAGCGAGCCUGCUGCUGCGACGCGUGCGUGACUUGGAGAAAGGUCGCUACGCCCUACGCUACGCCAACGCCCUCUUCAGCGGCUCCUUCAACUUUGACCUGCGAGUUCUUCGCUCUCCGAGCGCCGUCAUCACGGUGGAGAACGAUACCCUGACCUGCAGCGGCUCGGGUUUCCCGCCGCCCACCCUCCGGUGGUCGCGAUGCAGCGGCCUCGUCGACACCUGCGGCGACGUCUCGGUCGAUCGGCUUGAUGAGGUCACCGCGCGGGAGGGGCUGAAGAAACACCUGGCCCUCCCGCAGGCGCCGGAUGAUGACAUCACCAUCGAGUGCGUGUCCAUCAGCAGCGUGGGACGCUCGCGAGACGUCUUCUUCCUGCGUUCCGUAGGUUCCGGCGGCGGACGCGUGCUGACGGCGCCCCUGGCGGCCGCCUCGGUUGGCGCCACCCUGCUCCUCCUGCUCGUCAUCUUCCUCAUCUUCAGGAUCAGGCGGCGACCAAAGUACGAAAUCCGUUGGAAGAUCGUGGAGAGUUGCUAUGGUAACAACUACACCUUUGUGGACCCCAGCCUGCUGCCUUACAACAACCUCAAGUGGGAGUUUCCCCGAGACAAGCUGCGCCUGGGGGGCGUGUUGGGGUCGGGGGCUUUCGGGAAGGUCGUGGAGGCCACGGCCUACGGUCUCGGCAGCCGGGACGAAACCCGCGUCGCCGUCAAGAUGCUCAAACCGAGCGCUCACUCGGAGGAGCGAGAGGCGCUGAUGUGCGAGCUGAAGAUUCUCAGCCAUCUGGGUUACCACGACAACAUCGUCAACCUGCUGGGAGCCUGCACCCAAGGAGGGCCCGUGCUGAUGAUCACCGAGUACUGUUUCCACGGCGACCUGCUCAACUUCCUGCGCGAGCACGCUCACCACUUGGUGGCGGCCAUGUUGAAUACGGAGCCGGCGGAGCACGAAGCCAAGUAUUCCAACGUCCGACUCAGGAGUGACAGCGGGAUCUCGUGUUGUUCCGAAUAUCAAGAAAUGCAACCAAUGCUUUCACACUCAGGUGUACAGCGAAGCGCGCGUUUGUGUGUGAGUGACCUGAUGAGGUUUUCCUACCAGGUGGCUCAGGGGUUGGACUUUCUCUCGACACAAAACUGUAUCCACAGAGACGUGGCGGCGAGGAACGUGCUGCUGACCGACCGCCACGUGGCCAAAAUCUGCGACUUUGGCUUGGCGAGAGACAUCCGCAAUGACGACAGCUACAUCGUACAAGGAAACGUCAGUACAUAUGCGCACGCCGACUGCUGCGCAACAACUUCACAGCGAGCAUACGACAACUGCACGACAUCACCGAUGUACAAAAACAUCGACGAGCGGGGAGAAGACGAAGAGAGCGAGGAAGAGGAGGGCAGGGGCGGAGACUCGCUGAAGGGGGAGGAGCAAGAUGGCGGCCAGGAAGGCGAGGAGUCCAUAAAGAUGAUGCAGAUGACCAACAACAUCUACCAGCUUUCCUGA